CUGAAGCGGAAUGACAUGCAGCCAUAUUUGACUGUAUUCAUCAAGCCCUUCCCCCCUUCAGCAUCUUCAGCAGGACCGUGAAGAAAGCUGGACAACGGAUGCCAAUCGAAAGGAGACUUUACCGAAGAUGGCCUCGCCAAGAACAGUAACCAUUGUCGCCCUUUCCUUUGCACUGGGUCUGUUCUUCGUGUUCAUGGGUACAAUAAAACUCACACCAAGGUUGAGCAAAGAUGCAUAUAGUGAAAUGAAAAGAGCGUACAAGAGUUAUGCAAAGGCCCUUCCAGCAUUGAAAAAAAUUGGCAUUUCUUCUGUACUUCUACGCAAGAUUAUUGGUACUCUUGAGGUGGGAUGUGGAAUUGUUCUGACCCUUGUGCCAGGGAGACCAAAAGACGUGGCCAACUUUAUUCUGCUGCUGGUCAUGCUAGCGGUGCUUUUCUUCCACCAGCUAGUUGGAGAUCCUCUAAAACGCUAUGCUCAUGCCCUAGUGUUUGGUAUUUUGCUGACGUGUCGGCUGCUCAUUGCUCGUCAGGGUGAGGACCGGCCUGAGAGGGAGGAGAGACGAGAAGAACAGAUCACCGCCCAGGAAAAGAACAAAGUCAAAGUUUCUUAGCUCCACAGUUUCACAAAGAGCGCCUGGCACCAGAUCUAUUUUUCUGGAUAGUAGGAGAAGAUGCUCGGAAAAAAAGACAGUAGUCCCAAAAGGUGAUUUAUGUCCCACAGCUACAUAUCAGCAGCCUGAAAAUCAGAUCUUAUGUUACCUUUACCUCAUGUCUCACCUGUAAAACUUCUUAAAAUACAAAUAUUCAGUUUGGAUAAUCACCAUUGUGGCAGCUGUUUUGGCUGUGGUUUUGCAACAAAAGAUUAAACUACUGUUAAUCCCUUUUGUAUUUAUUAUUAUUGUUUUGGCCCUGCAUUGAACAAUAUCCUAAACGCCACUUUUAAGGUUACACUGUGAUACAGGUAACUUCAAAUGUCAACAAUUUUUGUGAUGUUUUAUUUACUUUUUGAACUACUGUCAAUGAAUACUGUACAAAACGUUUGUAAUGUUUACAUUAAGAUUGAUUUUUUUUUAAGAAAUGCUGUAUAUAAUUUGUUAAAAGGUUAGAGUCAGAUGGCAGAGGGUAGCUUUUCCGUUGCCUCAAAAUCUGUCACAGCCUUCACAAAUGAAAACAUAAAAGCAGUUUGUUCAGUUACACAUAAGUUCUACAUAUUAUUAAUCUUACUGUAUCUAUUAUUUCUUAAUUUACAUUAAAUAAUAUUUCUUUGUUUCUUUUAUUAAAUUUGAUUUUCUAGUUUGGCUCUUGAACUACACAGUCCAAUAAAAUCGUAUCCUUGGAUUCUGCUUAUGGUUGCUUUCUCCCUUUGAGUCAUAGAACUACCACAUUGUUUCAUUCUUAAAUGGAUAAAAUAUAUAAAAUUGUUUUUGUGUUUUUUCAGAUUUUUUAAUUUACUCUAUUUUCUUUAGAUCAAUUUGUUCCUUUAUACUGUUCCUGAAAACCCUUACUAAUUUUACAUACUUGAUUCAGGUUAUGCAUCACUACUAAUAAACUGAUGAAAUGAAUCGGGUGUGUUAAAUAAGUGAUACAUUUAAAAUGCACAGUGCUGGAGGGAGUAGAAUUCAGAAACCUAUCUGAUAUGUUUGGAUGUAUACUGAUAAUUUGCUGUUUGUAACUGCAUAUAAAUACCUAACAGAGAACAUGACCUGUGUCUAAACCUUUACCAGAAUGCCCAGCUAGUUCAUGAACUGAAUUGUGCAUUCUUAGUUUACACAGAAUGGGUCAUAUUACACUCUUGACAGCGAGGGAAUAAACUGAUGUUUGUGCAUGCAGAUGCUGAACAAAGAUGAAUAAAAUCUCUAUGCAGUUUAUCAUGGAGUUUGGUGACAGUAUUAAAAAC
Messenger RNA from Sinocyclocheilus anshuiensis, 1896 nucleotides. RefSeq names its product transmembrane protein 35 (gene tmem35). Gene Ontology annotation, biological process: positive regulation of protein localization to cell surface; chaperone-mediated protein complex assembly. Gene Ontology annotation, cellular component: endoplasmic reticulum. Gene Ontology annotation, molecular function: acetylcholine receptor regulator activity. The record is from RefSeq and is a predicted model, not a curated record. The transcript is spliced from 2 exons. The coding region runs from base 128 to 610 and encodes 160 amino acids. Lineage: Eukaryota; Metazoa; Chordata; Actinopteri; Cypriniformes; Cyprinidae.